Molecule: messenger RNA, 3458 nt
Organism: Aspergillus alliaceus
Lineage: Eukaryota; Fungi; Ascomycota; Eurotiomycetes; Eurotiales; Aspergillaceae
Product: Zn(II)2Cys6 transcription factor
Exons: 2
Coding region: 177-3329 (1050 amino acids)
Biological process (GO): DNA-templated transcription; positive regulation of transcription by RNA polymerase II
Molecular function (GO): DNA-binding transcription factor activity, RNA polymerase II-specific; sequence-specific DNA binding; zinc ion binding
Source: RefSeq, a predicted model, not a curated record
CAAACGGAAUACUGGGCCGGCGAGAGAAGAGAAGUCGGCGCAUGUUCUGACAUGACUGCUACUGUGUCUCUGGAUUUACGGUGUACGAUACCCCCGCUUAACUUGACUUUCCGCAGAAAUCCAACCUCGAGACAUGGUCGCUCGUUGGCGCUUCUCCUCAUCGUACCUUUCCCGCAAUGCUGAACCCUACUUCUCCGGUUUCGCCGACCUCCAUAGGGAGAAAACGACCGCACCCGCCCACUGAGCCUUCAUCAACCCAGCCAGAGCCGUUGGCGCAUUCCCAGCAACAUGCACCGGUAAACGUUUCCCCCGCCUCGAAUUCCUCCUCAUUCCGCAAUGUAUCAGCCUGCAACCGUUGCCGCUUGCGCAAGAACCGCUGCGACCAACGGCUUCCCCGGUGCCAGUCCUGCGAAAAGGCCGGCGUCCGGUGUGUUGGGUACGACCCAAUCACUAAGAGAGAGAUACCCCGGAGUUAUGUGUACUUCCUUGAGGCUCGCGUGGCAUACCUGGAGAAAGUGUUGAUGGAGCAUCAGAUUGAUUUUAAGGGAGCGGUAGCCUUCGAUGAAGAGGAAGCGGUCAAGGUGGAGGCAGGCCAUGACUCUACUCAGUCAAAGUCAGCGGGCUCAGAAGGGCCAACGGGUGCUGAAAUGUCGACAGCUGACGAAAGCGAUAAAUUGAUGCGAAUGAAAAGAGAGAAGGAAGGCUCGAUAUCAAGAACAGGGAAAAAUAGAGAGAGUGGGCAAGACUCGGAGAAUAACAUGGAAUCCGAAAAAGAAGAUAAUUGGAGGAUACAUAACCUGGUGUCGAAUAUUGGAAUGGUGUCGGUCCAAGGGACCUCUGACCCUCGGUAUUUAGGAUCAACUUCUGGUAUCUCUUUUGCUAGGGUCGUGUUUGCUGCGGUCAAAAGCUCUGUUUCAGGGAACGCGUCCGAGCGAGGCCCUAUGCGCCCAAGUGAACGCCUACCCCAUAGCGCUACUGGUACAGCCGGAAGUACUGGCCGUGAUUCUUUUUUCGGCCUUCAAACGAGACCGAUGAUGAAAUGCGCUGCUUUUCCAGAUCGAGAUCUGGCUGAGAAACUAGCCAAUCUCUAUUUUGAACACGCCAACCCCCAAAUACCCAUCCUGCAUCGCAAUGAUUUCAUGGAACUACUUGACCGCACCUACUCAGUUGAUGAAAAGAGCCGCCCUCCUCGCAGUCUUUACAUGCUCAACAUUGUAUUCGCUAUUGGUGCUGGUAUAAUAUUUGAGGAUAAAUCAGGUGACGAGAAAGGGAAUGGCCACGACCGUUCCCCGUCUACUUCCAAAAGGCCUCGACUGUCAAGUCACCAAUACCAGCCCGAGGAGUAUCACGCGUCCGCCAUUAUCCAUCUAGAGUCCUUUGUGGGUGCUUCUUCGACUAAUGACGGGUUUGGAGCGCUAGAGGAGUUACAGGCAGUGCUUCUUCUCGCCAGCUUUGCCCUCCUACGGCCCGUUGCACCCGGACUAUGGUACAUUGUUGGCGUUGCAAUGCGGUUAGCUGUUGACCUUGGACUACAUUACGAAGACGGAACCGGAAUCGAUACACUGGGGGCUGAUACUCUUAACUUUCCGCAUAGGAGAGCCGAAGAUAGAGACAAACCGCGCAUCGAUACCCGUGAGCGAGGACGACGAGAGUGGGUUCGUGACCUCCGCCGGCGCCUAUGGUGGUGCGUUUAUAGUUUCGAUCGCCUAGUUAGUUGCUGCGUUGGCCGCCCUUUUGGUAUUAGCGAUCAGGCCAUUAGCACGGAGUUUCCGUCCCUGUUAGAGGACCAAUAUAUCACAAAGUCGGGUAUCGUGAUGCCUCCAGAGGGCUCCCCGAGCUAUAAGCAUGCAGCACACCAUUACUUUAAACUGCGGGUGCUGCAAUCUGAGAUUCAAGAUGUCCUGCAACAUCAGCAAGCGCGGUUCGCGAAGCACAAGGUCCCUCAUGCGGCGAGAUUCACACGAUCUGAUCUUACAUCCCCAUUCCUGCAAGGCUUUGACUCUUUCCGCUCCUGGCGCAAGGAUAUCCAUCGGCGAUUGAAUGAAUGGCAACAGACUGCCCCAACGAGGCGCGACACAGGCGUUCAGUUUUCCGUAGAGUUUCUCGAAUUGAACUACUGGCAAGCUGUCAUCAUGCUAUACCAGCAAAGUCUAACGGUUCCCGCAGAAUUGGCCGAUGAACUCACGCCCGCUGAAGACGUCUCCAGCCCUUCAUUUUCUAAUGUGGAUGAAGGGGACGAUGAAGAUGAUAUCUAUUACAAAGUGGCCGAAGCAGGGCAAAAGGUCAUUCGAAUAUACCGUCAAAUGCACCGUGUGCGAUUGGUAAAUUAUACGUAUCUGGCUACACACCACAUCUUCAUGGCAGGCAUCUCGUUUUUGUAUGCAAUCUGGCAUUCACCCAUAGUUAGAAGUCGCUUGACACUAGAUGAGGUGGACUUUACGGUACUUGCUGCCACCUCUGUUUUGGGAGAUCUAAUGCAUAAGUGUCCACCUGCAGAAGCGUGCCGGGAUGCCUUUGAGCGGAUGAGCAAAGCCACAGUCCAAAUGUGCUUAUCUACCACUGGAUUUGGAUCUCAGGUCGACUUGACACAGUUCCAGUCGAGUGCUGCUGCGACUCAACAAGCCAAUGCAAUGUAUGUUGGCCGAAAUAGACAGCAUGGUCGAUAUAUAAUGGAUCAACGACAGAGACUUCCUGGCCAGCCCCGACGCCAAACCCAGACGCGACCUACACGGCCGAUUCCGAGGUUCGAUAUGAAUCUUGGGGACCUAUUUAAUGACAGUACUAUCUCGGAGCGAUCUAACCAUGGCGCAAGGAGGUCAGUGCAACCCUACCCAAUCCGACCAGAUUACUCUGAAGCCUCCGCCUCCACAUUCGCCUCAGAGCGACCAAACCAGCCCCAACGGACACCAUCCAUAGAAUUUUAUGGGAACUAUGAGAGCCCCGUAUCUCCACAGACGCAACAACAGUACAUCUAUGGCAAUUCUCCACAGCAAAGCGCGUCACCUAGCAGUGUUACUGCUAAUCCCAGCAACCAUCAAUUUCAACCAACAGAUCAAGAAAUACCACCUACAGGAAUAAGCCUGGAUUUUCUGGAUUUCGAUGCGCCUGGUGCAGAAGGCCAAGUUCCUGUGGGGUCUGACGAGAAUCCCGAUUAUGAUUUACCGGCGGUGCCCUCUUUAGGACAUGGAGCUGGGCAUAGUGUCGGGAUUGACCUAGGUUUCGGCAUGGCAGUCGACUUUCAACAUGACUGGAGUGAAAAUGCCAAUUAUGAUCUUCUCGAAGGAUACUUCUUUGGGGGAUCAGGAGCCGGAGCAUCCACAGAUGGCUAAGGUUUGUUUAUAUCUCUCUGUUUGUUUGUUCAUAGUACCUCCUUUUCCAUACCACUCGGUCUUCAGGUCUUCCAGCUCGCGGGAUACAAGUGAUCUUACGAGGCAGUAUCUCUACGCUAUACGCCUAGU